This is a messenger RNA of Ricinus communis (castor bean), 1621 nucleotides long. Its product is annotated as tRNA (guanine-N(7)-)-methyltransferase non-catalytic subunit wdr4. Gene Ontology annotation, molecular function: tRNA (guanine(46)-N7)-methyltransferase activity; protein binding. Bases 156 to 1463 code for a protein of 435 amino acids. Gene Ontology annotation, biological process: RNA (guanine-N7)-methylation. The transcript is spliced from 10 exons. Gene Ontology annotation, cellular component: tRNA methyltransferase complex; nucleus; cytosol. The record is from RefSeq and is a predicted model, not a curated record. Lineage: Eukaryota; Viridiplantae; Streptophyta; Magnoliopsida; Malpighiales; Euphorbiaceae.
GUUGGCUUAAAAUGAAGUCCUGGAACCCUAUAACGGGCUCAUUUCGUUUACAUUCAAAGUUCUUCAAAAAGCCCGCACACUGAACCCUGAAAAUCUUGAUCAGCCACAAAAACCCUAAAAAUAAUCAAGACUUCCAUUACCAGUUGAGCUUGAACAUGGAGAUAGAAGACACUCAGAUUGAAGCAGCAGAAAACAACAAAGAAAUUGAGGUAGCUCCUGCCCUAAUUUCUGUACACCCCACCCAAAAUUCGGUUGCAGUCGCAGUUGGAUCGGACCUCCGGGUCUUCGACCUCCAAGGAGGUUGCGGUGUAUGUUUAGUGGAUAAUAAUUCAAGUGAGCCUUUGCAUAAGGAUUCAAUAAGAGCUAUUCGUUAUAGUGCAAAUGGGAAGCUUUUUGUAUCAGCUGGUGAUGAUAAACUUGUCAACAUUUGGUCUACUGAUUCUUGGGGCUGCGUUAGUUCCGUGUGCUCAGAGAAAAGAGUGAGUGCAGUUGCAAUAAGCAAUGAUGGGCUGUAUGUUUGUUUUGCUGAUAAAUUUGGAGUUGUUUGGGUUGUCGAUUUGCAUGAGCUUGAAGGAAAUCAAUCUCUAGUCAAUAAAAAGGCUUCACCUUUGCUUGCUCAUUACUGCAGCAUCAUUACUAGCCUGGAGUUUUCACCAGAUGGACGUUUUAUUGUUAGUGCAGAUCGGGAUUUUAAGAUUCGUGUUACUGUGUUCCCAAAGAAAACUUUAGAUGGAGCUCAUGAAAUUCAAAGUUUUUGCCUUGGUCAUACGGAAUUUGUCUCCUGCCUUGCCUUUAUUUGGGCUGCGGAUUACCCUCAGGGUCUUCUUGUCUCAGGCAGCGGUGAUUCUACUGUUCGCUUGUGGGACAUUACAGCUGGUCGUCUUCUUGAUACUUGUGAAGUUGGUGCUAAGACAGGAUGUCUAGACUCUAGCAAGAAUGAUGAGGACUGUUCUGCAGUCACUGAUCUGUGCACAAUUCCAAAUGAUAAUCUUGUUGCUGUGGCUAUUCAAAGCUUGCAAGGAAUAAUGCUGUUGAGCUGUGAUCUUGAUUCCCAAAGCCUCCAUGUGAUCAAGGUGGUUUUUGUCAUGGGAGAAAACUUCAUUCCUACAAGCUUGGGGAGUAGCUCUUCUGCAGAAUUAAUAUGGAUGGUAACUGGUGUCUCUAAAUUGCAAGGUUCUGAUCACAAUUCUUUGGCUCGAGUAAGGGUUCUUUCUGGUUUCACAAAAAGCAUUCCUGAUUCCACUGACGGUGAGCUACAUGUGUUGGGAGAUAAUGAAGUACCUGGGGCAGAGAAACUACUAGAGAAGUUGCAGGGCAGUGUGUUCAUUGAUGAAAAAGUGUUUCAAGCAGCUGCUGAAGCUGUGAAAACAGCAAUGUGCAAUUUGUUAAUUAAGAAGCAGUACACCACAGAAAAGAGAGAAUUCAGAAAGAGAGGUAGAAAUGAUAGGAAAGUCAAACAAUGACAGAGCCUCAAUGGUACUAACAACACUUUCUACUCAGCUGAAUUUUUAGGGGAAUCUUGGUUCAUUUUGGUUGUCCUUUGUAGUCUCUUAUUUAUUAUACAAGAAUAUCUGUAAACUUUAUGACAUUCGUGAGAUAUUAAUCUUCUCUUAUCAUUGCA